UGCGUCAUUUCCGGCGGCCGUCCUUCACUGAGUUUCUCCUGUAACUCGUGACUGUCAGAGAGAAACAUGGCGUGAGUUUAUUAACCCUCAUAAACACAGAAAACAGCAGCAGCGACAGACAUGUGGAGGAUCCAGAGUUUAGUGGGCAGAGUGUUGAGCCGCUGCCAUGGAAACUCUUCGCUACGAAUCUCGCAGGGACACUCACACACACAUGUGGAGGACGAGCUCAUCAACUCCUCAAUCCUGACUGGAGGACGACACGCUUCUGACAGCAGCAGUUCUCAGAGGGAUCGAGAUGAUCAGAAGAAGCGAGGCUCUGAGUUCUGCUACUCUGGCCUGCCGAGAUACUCCGCUCUGGACGCCGUGGGCUGGGGCGCCGCUGCCGUUCUCUUCAUGCAGCUCUGUCGCAGGAUUCACUCCCGGUUUUCCUCGCGUGCGGAUCAGAACCGGAUCACAGACGUCGGACUCGUACAGAAAUGCUCCUACAAGGUCCUGAUUGACAUCUUGUCCCGGGAGAGUGUGUUGUCCGGUGGAGUGACGGUGAAGUGCCUGCGGGGGGCGCUGCAGUCUCCAGAGCCCAGCGAUGACAUCAGCAGUGACAUCAGCAGUGAUGAGGAUCUGACCUCUGACCUGCAGACCCCUGAGACCGCCAGCCCGUCACACUCCGAGGAAACUCUUUUUCCUGAACCAGUGAAACCACAGGAACGUCUCGCACCCGAUGAAGCGGCGCAGAAGUUGAGGCACGUGGCGGACAGCAGCGUACCCAUAAUCCUCAACAUCAUCGGUCUGGAGAGCGCUAGAGCGGGGGAUUACGAGGCGGCGUUCUCCUGUUUUCUGGCUUCGGCUCAGCACGACUACAGCAAAGCUCAGUUUAACGUGGGAGUGUGUUACGAGAGAGGACGUGGAGUACGGCGAGACCACAGCAAGGCGGUGCUCUACUACAGACGCGCCGCAGUCGCUGGCCACCGCCAGGCUCAGUACCGCUGUGCUAAACUCCUCUUGAACAGCAGAGGGCAGCAGAGCUCAGAGAGCGACUCCGAAGCGGCGCUGAACUUCCUCUACGCAGCGGCAGACGCCGGACUCACGGAGGCUCAGGUGUAUCUGGGUGUCGUGUUGUCUCAGGGUUCGGCGUGGGACGAGAAACAAUCCGUUCAUUAUUUCAGGAUGGCCGCUGAGCAAGGGGACAGCGGUGCUCUGGUGUGUCUGGCUCAGUGUUACGAGAAGGGUUUCGGCGUGUCUCCGUGUGUCCACACCGCAGUCAAGCUGUACCAACAGGCAGAAGCCCGAGGAAACCAGCAGGCCAGAGACGUCCUGAGAGACAAACACAGCAGAGAGGUCUUGCGCUCGAUCCGCUCUGCUCCGUGCUUCUCUGUGAUUGGUCAACUGAAUCUGAACGCCAUCGUUCCUCAAGAGAGCAGUGUUGAGAAGCCCCGCCCACAGCAUCGAUCUGACUGUCAAUCAAAGUCCCUCUCUCAUUCCUGGAGCACUGGAAGUCUGCGCUCGCUGUCGUCGAUCACGCUCCAGAUGCUCGGCGCCGACAGCAAGGCCUGGACGCUGGCAGUGCGAUAACUUCAUGAGGGAUUCAUAUUCA
Molecule: messenger RNA, 1591 nt
Organism: Rhinichthys klamathensis goyatoka
Lineage: Eukaryota; Metazoa; Chordata; Actinopteri; Cypriniformes; Leuciscidae
Gene: dele1
Product: DAP3 binding cell death enhancer 1
Exons: 12
Coding region: 121-1569 (482 amino acids)
Molecular function (GO): protein binding
Source: RefSeq, a predicted model, not a curated record